Sphenostylis stenocarpa is the source of this 384-nucleotide messenger RNA. The record is from the annotation of a GenBank genome assembly. Lineage: Eukaryota; Viridiplantae; Streptophyta; Magnoliopsida; Fabales; Fabaceae.
AUGUCUGGGAUCAUCCACAAGAUUGAGGAUACCCUGGGAGGGCACAAGAAAGAUGAGGGGCACAAGGGCGAACACCAUGGGGAGAUCAAAGGGCAGCACCAUGGUGAACACAAAGGGGAGUACCAUGGUGAACACAAAGGAGAGCACAAAGAGGGGUUUAUGGACAAGAUGAAGGACAAGUUCCAUGGUGAACACAAAGGGGAACACAAAGUGGAGCAUAAGGAAGAGGGGUUUAUGGACAAGAUGAAGGACAAGUUCCAUGGUGAUGAGCAUGAUAAGGAUGACAAAAGUGAAAAAAAGAAAAAGAAGAAGGACAAGAAGAAGCAUGACCAUGGACAUGAGAAACAUCACCAUGGUCACAGUAGCAGCAGUGACAGUGAUUAG